AUGGCUGACAAGGAGAAAGCACCAAUUUCCAAGAAAGGCGCCAAAAAAGCCCGGAAGAGGGUGUCACUGAAAGGCUACAAGAAACAGAAAAGAGUCGGGAAAGAGAGUUACUCCACCAACAUCGACAAAGCCAUGAGCAUCAUGAGCUCGUUCGUCAAUGACAUUUUCGAGCGCAUCACGGGUGAGGCUUCCCACCUGGCCCAUUACAACAAGCGCAGCACCAUCAGCUCCGGGGAGAUCCAGACCGCCAUGCGCCUGCUGCUGCCCGGGGAAGUGGCCGAGCACACCAUGUCGGAAGGGACAAAGGCGGUCACCAAGUACGCCAGCUCCAAGUAA
Molecule: messenger RNA, 336 nt
Organism: Carcharodon carcharias (great white shark)
Lineage: Eukaryota; Metazoa; Chordata; Chondrichthyes; Lamniformes; Lamnidae
Product: histone H2B 7-like
Exons: 2
Coding region: 1-336 (111 amino acids)
Cellular component (GO): nucleosome
Molecular function (GO): protein heterodimerization activity; structural constituent of chromatin; DNA binding
Source: RefSeq, a predicted model, not a curated record